Hyaloperonospora brassicae is the source of this 471-nucleotide messenger RNA. Lineage: Eukaryota; Oomycota; Peronosporomycetes; Peronosporales; Peronosporaceae. The record is from the annotation of a GenBank genome assembly.
AUGGCGAUACGAAGUCGACGGCAGCGGACGAACGCUCUGGGCCGAAUCCCGCUCAGUGCCGGCGAGAUCGAGCUGUAUUCACGUGAGGACGAGAUGGCGCGUCGCCGAAGUCGUCUCUUGACAAUGCGUGACGAGGAGCGACGUCUCGCCCAGCAAGUGACGCAGCGCUAUCGCAACAAUCUGCAAAAACUGCAGCGCUGGAAGAGUCUACAGGUGCAAAACGAGGCAGAAUCUGCGCGAACGGAGUGGACUGAUACGCGUCACGAUGGACGGAAAGGGCGGACAGUUUGCGAUGCACGACGAGCUCUCAAGGACGAAUUGGCUGUGCAGAGUGCGCGGCGGCGACACGACAAGCAGAAGAAUGGGAACUGCCUGAUGCACAAUGGAAUGAGCUUGCGACCAGAGGUGAUCGACAUUUGUCUGGAGUCCAAACGCAUCGAAGUAGCGUCAACGACGGAAAAGAGCGAUUAG